AUGCCUGACCACGACAUGGACCUUGAAAAUAACCCCGCCGCGGCCGCGCCCGCCGAUUCUGGAGCUGAAGCCGGAACUGUCCCUGAGCCUAGAGUCACGGUUGCAGCAGAAGUGGCAGCAGCAGCGCUCCCACCACCAGCACCACCAGCACCACCACAAGCAGCGACAGUACCGCCAUCGUCUUCAGGCCCAAAGCCCAACGCCAGCCCCAGUGGCAGUGGAACACAGGCGCCUCCCGUCUUCGCUACCGCGGCCUCGAUUGCCAGACCGAACGCUUCCUCCUCCUCUGCUUCCCAGUCCCAUCCCCAACCCCACGCUCACGCACCCCAACUCGCCGCCCCAGCGCCAACACACGGUCAAGGUCACGAGCUUCCUUUCGUCACACCCUCCUCCUACCUUCGCCCCAAGCCCGCCCCUUCGGCGGCCGCUGCGCGCACAGAAAUGACGGCGAAACCCCUAAGCCCGCUCGAUAAGGAGCAGAUGCAGGGUCUGAGAGCCAUUCGGGAGUUCCUCAAGGUCCGAACCAGUUACGACGUCCUGCCCCUGUCCUUCCGAUUGAUCGUGCUCGACAACGACCUCCUCAUCAAGAAGAGCUUGAAUAUCCUCAUCCAGAACUCAAUUGUUUCUGCCCCGCUAUGGGAUUCGCACUCGUCGACCUUUGCCGGCCUGUUGACGGCGACCGACUUUAUCAAUGUCAUUCAAUACUACUGCCAGUUUCCUGACGAGAUCAGCAAGCUCGACCACUUCCGACUCAGCAGCUUGCGGGAUAUCGAGAAGGCCAUCGGCGUGUCGCCACUAGAGACCGUCUCGGUCAACCCUAUGCGCCCCCUAUACGAGGCAUGCCGCCGCAUGCUGAAGACGAAGGCCCGCCGAAUCCCCCUUGUCGACCUUGACGACGAAACGAGGAGGGAAACUGUUGUUAGUGUCAUAACCCAGUACCGAAUCCUCAAGUUUAUCGCCGUCAACAACGAACACAACACAGUCAUGCUGAAGAAGGCGGUCAGAGAUGUCGGCCUGGGUACCUGGGGCCACCUCGCGACGGCACACAUGAGCACCUCCGUCCUCGACGUCGUGUCCCUCAUGGUCAAGCAUGACAUAUCGUGCGUUCCUCUGGUUGACAAACACAACCGACUACUCAAUGUCUUCGAGGCGGUCGACAUCAUUCCCUGCAUCAAGGGAGGAGCAUACGACGACCUGUCUUCCAGUGUCGGUGAGGCACUCUGCAAGCGACCGGACGAUUUCCCGGGUAUCUACACCUGCGGCCCCGAAGACCGGUUGGACUCCAUUUUCGACACGGUGCGCAAGUCGAGAGUGCAUCGCCUCAUAGUGGUGGACGAUGAGAAUCGAUUGGUAGGCAUCAUCUCCCUAUCCGACAUCCUCAAGUACGUCCUCCUUCACGGAGAGGAGGACGACUUGAGGUAG
Molecule: messenger RNA, 1422 nt
Organism: Verticillium nonalfalfae
Lineage: Eukaryota; Fungi; Ascomycota; Sordariomycetes; Glomerellales; Plectosphaerellaceae
Gene: PRKAG1
Product: 5'-AMP-activated protein kinase subunit gamma-1
Exons: 4
Coding region: 1-1422 (473 amino acids)
Source: RefSeq, a predicted model, not a curated record